UAGUGGAUUUACGACUAUGGAUGGGCAUAACUAUUUUAUGAUUGAAUAUGUAGGGUGGUUUAGAACAACUGCAAUAAAUAUUAGAACCAUAUAAAGUGGGAUGUUCAUCUUAGCUGAGCUGAAGUGUCGCCGGCUGAGAGAAAAGGGCCGGAGAAACGACGGAGAGAGAAAGUAUAGCGCGUUAUUGUUGCCAUGCUAUCCGUUCCCGUUUGUUGACGGGGGUAACUGCAAACUAGGCAAAUAUGUAUGGUCACACUGCAGUGCUUGGUGAAUCGUGUCAUGGGAGUGUCACAGUAGUGAAGGAUCAGAGGAGCGUGAGCUCACGGUGACCGUCACCCACCGGCGCACGUGGCGAUGUCCCCCUAACAAACCCAAAGUUAACUCGUCAGUAACGUGGAGUUCCUUACGUCACUCUCAGCUUCAACGGGUGAACUAAUGAACUAAUUGGACUACAAGUAUGCAAUUAAGGGGAAAAAAUAUGUGCAAAAUUGUUGGUGUUUGCAUUCAACAUGACCGCAAACUUAACACAAAUUGCAUAACAGCUGCGACAAACAAAACUAACAAGAAUCAGCGUCGGGCUUGACGAAUGCAUUGAUUCAGUUAUCAGUCUUAAUCACAUUUCAUGCAGGAUUAAAAAGAAACGUUAGCUUCUUAGUUAUUAAAACACUUUCUUCGUUAUGGCCUAAGCUUUGACAAGAAUGACAAACAACAGGAAAAAAUGUACAUUAGAAGGAAAAGCAGCAGUCCUGCUUUACAUAUUUACUUCGUCUAAUUUAUAAGCCACGUAAAGCGGCAUCCGAAGCUCCUCUAGCUAAGUAAAAAGGCACCUAAAGAUUUUAUAAUGAACAUGUGCCAGCAGGUGGCCCGAAAGGGGCGGCGAGCGCCCGCCUCGUGCCCAGCGCAGUCGGCUGAGAGCGUCGGCUUCGGACGCGGACGUGCGUUUGAUGGCAUGGAGGACAGCCAUCGCACUUCCUGCUUAAUGUGGGCGAGGACACAGCUGUUCAGCGUCUAGUAGCGCAGCAUCGCAUCAUAGCCGAGAGAAUCGCCCCGCUGUAUCGCGGCUGCACGGGCGGCUCUGGAGGGCACGUUUCGCGCGGCUGUUUGGUGCGGAGGAGCCGGGACUCGCCGGGAAUCUUGCGCGUGUUUUGCUCCGGAGCGGAGAAUCAAGCUGAUGUAUCGCUAAUAAAGACCUGGGAAGCUACUAAAAGGAUAUCAGACUCUCUUGAUUGGACGUGAAGCCUACUUUGACCCCAGAAAUUGAAGAUGAUGUUGCUAUGGAAACUGCUGGUGCUGUCCUCUUCGGUGGGGUGUCUCACAGACAGCGGUGGCCUGCAGAGCCUCGUCUUCAGCAAGCAGCCUGGCAGCAUCGUGUUUCCUGUGGACUCCGUGGAGAAGAACAGGGAGGUGACAUUCAGCUGCGAGGCCAGGGGGAAUCCCCCACCCUUUUACAGGUGGAAGCUGAAUGGUACAUUGAUCAAUCCUAAACCAGGGUCCCACUACAGCCUCUUGGGAGGGAACUUGCGAAUCAGUGAUCUGAACAAGGACGAGGACACCGGCACGUACCAGUGUCUCGCGUCAAAUUCCUUAGGGACCAUCGUCAGUCGAGAGGCCACUUUAACCUUUGCGUAUUUAGAAAACUUCAAGACUCACAGAAGAGGAACCGUGUCGGUGCGUGAAGGACAGGGCGUGGUACUGCUCUGUGGAAGCCCCGCCCACUCCGGAGAACUAACAUACUCCUGGAUCUUCAAUGAAUUUCCCUCGUUCGUGAAGCAGGACAAUCGUCGAUUCGUGUCACAGGAGACGGGGAACCUGUACAUUGCUAAGGUGGAACCGUCAGACGUGGGCAACUACACCUGCGUGGUGACCAACACAGUCACUAAGGGCCGCGUGCAGGGCCCCCCUACCCCCCUGGUGCUGCGCACAGAUGGCGUGAUGGGGGAAUAUGAGCCCAAGAUUGAAGUCCAGUUUCCGGAGAUUGUCCCCGUGGCCAAAGGAUCAACUGUGAAACUGGAGUGUUUUGCACUGGGAAACCCAGUGCCCAGCAUCAGCUGGAGAAGGGUGGACGGAGUCCCCUUUUCACGGAAGGUGGACCUGAACAGGGCCAGCGGUGCCCUGGAAAUACCCUACUUCCAGCAGGAGGACGCCGGCGCGUACGAAUGCCUGGCAGAGAACUCCAGGGGCAGGAACACUGUGAAAGGAAAGCUGACUUUCUACGCUCCUCCACACCUGUCAGAAAGACCCGAAGAUGUGCAGAAGUCCAUUGAUGACAGCCUGCUGUGGGAGUGCAAGGCCAGCGGGAAGCCCAAGCCCUCCUACCGCUGGCUGAAGAAUGGAGAACCUCUGGAGACCCUGGAGGAGAGAAUUCAAGUCAUAAACGGAGGUCUAUCAAUCAGCAGACUGAUGCAGACCGAUGCUGGGAUGUAUCAGUGCGUAGCCAGCAACAAGCACGGGGAGGUCUACAGCAACGCGGAGCUGCGGGUGAUCGCUGUCGCCCCAGAUUUUUCGCAAAACCUACUUAAGACGCACACCCUGGUGAGGGAGACUGGGGACGUGUUGAUCGAGUGCAGGCCAAAGAUGUCUCCCCGGGGAAUGAUAUCAUGGCGGAAAGGGAACGAGGCUCUCCGCGAGAGCAAAAGGAUUUCUGUGAUGGACAGUGGAAGUCUGCGGAUAACAAAUGUAUCUAAAUCAGAUGCAGGCAUCUACACGUGUGUUGCAAGAAACCAAUUUGGUGUGGCAAGCAGUACUGGGAGCCUAGUGGUGAAAGAGCCAACAAUUAUUACAACUCCACCAUCAACUUUGGACGUGACAUUAGGAGAAAGCAUUGUUCUUCCAUGUCAGGUGUCGCACGAUCCCUCACUGGAUCUGAAGUUCACCUGGUUCUUCAACGAACAAGUCAUCCACUUCGGAAGCCACGGCGGAUACUUUGAGAAAGUUGGCAGUCAUUCUUCAGGAGACAUCAUGAUCCGCAACAUCCAGCUACGGCAUGCUGGGAAAUACACCUGUGCUGUGCAGACCAAGGUGGACAGCAUCUCCAUUGCCACCGACUUGGUCGUCAGAGGUCCCCCGGGUCCGCCCGUGAGCAUCCAUGUGGAAGAGGUCUCUGAUAGCACAGCCACUCUCUCCUGGAGGCCAGGCCCGGACAACCAUAGCCCAAUUACCACGUACACCAUCCAGGCAAGAACACCAUUCUCGCUGGGCUGGCAGGCUGUCACCACAGCUCCCCAGGUGCUUGGAGGCCAGCGUCUGACGGCUACGGUGACAGACCUGAGUCCAUGGGUCGAGUCUGAGUUCCGAGUGCUGGCCAGCAAUGCUAUCGGGACAGGAGAACCUAGCAAGCCUUCCAAGAAAGCCAGAACAAAGGAAGCUCUUCCAAAGGUCACUCCUGCUAAUGUGAGUGGUGGUGGUGGCAGUCAUUCGGAGUUAGUCAUCACAUGGGAGCCCAUUCCUGAGGAGUUGCAGAGCGGUGGAGGCUUCGGUUACGUCGUGGCCUUCAGACCUUUUAGCACUCCUGGGUGGAUGCAGGCGGCCGUCACCUCGGGAGAAGCUUCCAGAUAUGUCUUUAAGAAUGAGAGCAUCCCCCCAUACUCUCCUUACCAAGUGAAAGUGGGCGUGUACAACAACAAGGGGGAGGGGCCUUUCAGCCCCAUAACCACCAUAUUCUCGGCUGAGGAAGAGCCAGACAAAGCACCUACCAGGAUCCGCGCCAGGAGUCUCUCUGCAUCUGAGGUGGAGGUCUCCUGGAAAGCCCUGCUUCUGAGCAAGAGGAGAGUCCUGGGCUAUGAGCUGAGAUACUGGGGCAAAAACGAAAAGGAGGAGACGGCCAACAUGCUGAGAACGGUGGGGAACAAGACGUCUGCCGUCAUCCAGGGGUUAAAGGGUAGCAGCAUGUAUUACAUCACCGUGAGAGCCUACAACACGGCAGGGACGGGGCCCGUCAGCAUCGCGGUCAACGUCACCACGAAGAAACCACCCCCGAGCCAAGCACCUCUGAAAGUCAUGUGGAAUGCAUCAAAUUCCAAGAUCAUCUUGAACUGGGAGCAUGUCAAAGCUCUUGAGAAUGAAUCAGAAGUUACUGGAUACAAAGUGCUAUAUAAGCGCAACAGGCACAGCAGGCCUGAUGUCAUGGAGACCAACACCACAUCAGUGGAGCUCUCCCUGCCUGUAGAUGAGGAAUACAUCAUCCAGAUCAAACCAUUCGGUGAAGGAGGAGAGGGGAGCAGCAGCCGGCAGAUCACCAUCCCCAGAAUAUCAGGUCCAAAAGCCAUCGGUUCAGCCUCCAAGGUAUCCACUUUAUCGGCCCUGAGUACAAUAGCACUGUCUUUCACAGCGAGGACAUCUUUAUGACGAACAAUAUCCGGAGAACUCUUCCGCUGACAAGGAGGCGACUUAAAGACCUUAAAAACAUAAGAAUAAAUAAAUAAAUAAACCUGAAAACGUAUGAGCGGCCACCAGCCACACUCCGUGGCGUAUAGAAGCUCAUUAGUGUAUGCUAUAGAAGCAGGAGGACACACCUGAAGAUAUGGAAUCCCGUGAGAAGUGCAGCAGGCCCCUCCCUUAAAGUGUCAUUCAAGAAGCGGGGGCGUCUGCGGAAGUCUUGAAUAUUGUUACCAAAGCAGCUUUCAUUAAAAGAGAAAAAAAAGUUCUUAUAUGCAUAUUUUGUAUCAGAUGCUGGGCUUUUUACAGAUUUCUUUAAACAUACUUACAGAUUUGCUCUGUUCCAGUAAAACUAGGAUGUACAGCAUAUAGGUGCAUGUCAAGUCCAAGAGGAACCAUUUCUUUCAUGGGAAAAGGAUAAACCUUUCUGUCUGGUUCAAAGAUCCCCUUCGACAUCUGAAGCCAUUGACAUUUGACGGCACGAGCGACACAUCUCCAGCCAUCUGUACAGCGGACACAGUGAGCAAAGGCCAGGAAUGCAGGGGCGAGAUUGAAGACCAUGAUCCAGCUGAAUCUCCGAGCACUGACGCGAACACGUCAUGUGGCACGUAGCACGCAUACGACAUGUGACGAACGAAUUCCAGACUGUCAAGCGGUCCGUCUUCACAUGAUGCCAUAGCUACGGGAACUGAGGAAGGAAAGGUGUCUCUCUGUUCUUGUUUGACCUCCAUCGCACACGGUGAGCCCACUUGGAAGAUUACACACCUUAAGAGGAUCUUCAUUCGUCGAAUUCGCCGCCCCGCCGUUCCUUAAGUGGGUUCCCGGUGCCCUUUCUAUGGUGUCACCCUCUCUGCUACUAGUCUGUUGUUAGAGCUUUAAAGCUCUUCCUUAUGUGUGUGCCUCAUAUGUUCCGAAUUCUCAGGUCUUUUAAGAGCCUUAAGUAAUAUCAUAUAGAUAUAUAUGUGUGUGUGUCUGUGUGUAUAUAAACAUUAAUGUACAUGCACACACAUGCAUAUAUAUGUAUAUAUAUAUAUGUGUGAGUGUAUGUAUAUUUAUAUAUAUAUAUAUACACACACACACACAUAUAUAUGCAUGUAUGUAUGUAUGUAUAUAAUGACACCACUAGUUCAUAUGGAUUGUAAAAGGUGACUAACUGUCAUGACCAUUGAGUUUAGGCAAUCAUUCUGCAAACAUCAUUCACAUCAUAUCACUCAUGAAGGGGGGUCUCUGUAUCAGUUUCGGUUAGUUUACAUGUGACCUGGACGUGCGGGAAGAUGCACUGGCUGAUCUUUAACAGGUGGAAUGUUGCCGAUGCCUCUUUUCAGUUAGUCCUCUGAUGCUAUGUAGAACUGCUACAGUACCGUAUGUAGCUUGUAAUCCAGUGAAAAAAAUGCAGGUAGUUCUUAGUCAAAAGGGACAUAUAGGUUAGUGGGUCUGUUCGAUACCUGGCAUUCAAUAAAUGUAUAGUAUCCUUUUUUGUAUUCUUCAGUUUCUUUAUAUUGAAAACACUUUCUUAUGGUCAGAUUGGUUUCUUUAUGAAAAAUCUGAAAUAAUGGUAAACAUUUCAUACUGUAGCUAAACGUUGUUCCGCAUGACAUUGUUGGCUCUAUCCGCAUCCUGAUGAAACAGCGUGCAACCAUCCAUCGCAGCCAUGGUAACUGCAGCGUGUAACCAUCCAUCGCAGCCAUGGUAACUGCAGCGUGUAACCAUCCAUCGCAGCCAUGGUAACUGCAGCUUGCAACCAUCCAUCACAUAACUUCCUUCCUUAAACCAGUUCUCACCACUAACGGGUCACAUUCUUUAAAAUCUCCUGGUCUUUCCAAACAAAUCAGUUUUAUGUGUGUUGUUGUCCUUGUUGUUGGUUGUUUAUACUGAGUUAAUAAAUAAAUUUAAUUUAUAAA
Messenger RNA from Paramormyrops kingsleyae, 6275 nucleotides. Its product is annotated as contactin-4-like. Gene Ontology annotation, cellular component: plasma membrane; axon. The record is from RefSeq and is a predicted model, not a curated record. Gene Ontology annotation, molecular function: cell-cell adhesion mediator activity. NCBI's taxonomy places the organism in Eukaryota, Metazoa, Chordata, Actinopteri, Osteoglossiformes, Mormyridae. Gene Ontology annotation, biological process: cell-cell adhesion; brain development; axon guidance.